Messenger RNA from Aplosporella prunicola CBS 121167, 2276 nucleotides. RefSeq lists its product as uncharacterized. The transcript has 3 exons. The record is from RefSeq and is a predicted model, not a curated record. Gene Ontology annotation, cellular component: Swr1 complex; NuA4 histone acetyltransferase complex. Lineage: Eukaryota; Fungi; Ascomycota; Dothideomycetes; Botryosphaeriales; Aplosporellaceae. Gene Ontology annotation, biological process: negative regulation of transcription by RNA polymerase II; chromatin remodeling; DNA repair. Gene Ontology annotation, molecular function: transcription corepressor activity. Bases 199 to 2235 code for a protein of 678 amino acids.
AAACCACCAAACUCAAACUCGCACCGCCAUCACCCCGCGCAAUCCUCCGCCCCCCGCCGCCCCCAGGAAGCCAACGCAGCAAGCCCGUCGUUGCAACCAAACUCGCGCACGCUGCCGCCGCCUCAGCCACACGACGCGCACGUGCGCGCGGAAAAACCCUCGCGGACGACCGCCGCUUCUCUCCUUCACGUCCGCGCAAUGGCCUCCAUGAACGAUGCCCGCGAUAUCAUGGGCUUGGCCGCCGGCCAGGACCUGCCGAAGCCCCCGCCGCUCAAGAAGCAGAAGUCGGCUCCGGCAAAACGCGUCACUGGCAUCAACCGCGAAGUUCAGGCGCUCUACGGCGAGCGCGCCCCGCCGGUAGCCGUCGUCGAGGCGGGCAAGUCGUACCAGCCCAAGCGGAAAUGGGGCGCAAACAAGGGCCCGGCUCAGAAAUGGAUACAGAGGCCCUUCACGAACCCGGCGCGCACUGACGGACUCGUUCUGAGGCACUGGCAGCGACUCGACCCCAACAACACACCACCGGCACAACAGGAUGGAGACGUCACAAUGGAGAACACUGAGAAUCAGGACCCUCUUCUGGAAACCGACUACCCGUUUGCCAAAUUCAACAUCCAGCCCGACGGGCCCGAAUACGACGAUGAGCUGUACGAGGCGCAUCUGCGCAGCGACGAAUGGAGUAAGGAGGAGACAGACUACCUGGUUGAGACGGUCAAGGAAUACUACCACCGCUGGCCGGUCAUUGCGGACCGCUACGACUUCCAGCCAAAGCAACCUUCCGCGGACCCCAACGCGCCGGACGGAGCCGCUGCGCCACCCGCCAUUGUCGCCAAGAAGCGCAGCAUGGAAGACAUGAAGUUUCGGUACUACCAGAUCAGCGCCAAGCUGAUGGAGCUGAAGACGCCCAUCGCGUCCAUGACCAACGCCGAGUUCGGCCUGCACGAGAUCUUGACCAAGUUCGACCCGGACCGCGAGAAACAGCGUAAGAAGGUAGCGGCGGCCUUGCUCGAGCGCUCGGUCGAGGAAAUCGCCGAAGAGCAGUUCCUGCUCGGCGAGCUGCAGCGCAUCAACACCAACUACGAGCGGCUGUGCGCCGAGCGCGAUGAGGUUCGUGCACGCCUCGGCGCUCCCCAGACGCAGGCCAACACGUCGGCGGCGCAGUUCCAGUCGAGCGCGGCGCUGUCGCAGCUCUUCAACCAGCUGCUGGCGCACGACCGCAGCAAGAAGCGCAACGGACGCCUGUCGCUCAACACGUCGGACAGCAUGGGCGGGGGCACGCCGUCCGGGCACCAGACGCCGGUGACGGGCGGCGGGCUCAGCGGCGGCGGGCACCGCGACUCGCUGGGCGGCGGGGGCGCGCCGGGCGGGCACAACAAGCGCGCCAGCCUGGUCGGCCCGUCGGGCCUGGCGGCCCAGCAAGGCCAGCAGCAGAGCAUGCCGCCGCGGCAGCUGACGGCGCGCGCGCAGCAGCGCCUCGGCGUCACGCAGCACGAGCGCCUCACGUCGGGCGUCACGUUCCGCAGCGACCGGCUCAACAAGCUGCGCCUGGCCAAGUCGACGAUCCAGACGCAAAAGGUCGCGGCCGCCCUCGCCGAGCUGCGCAUCCCGGAGAUAGUGGCCCUGCCCACCGUCGACGUGUGCGACGCCUUCGAGGGCCUGGUCGGCAAGAUUCACAAGCUGCUCGACCUGCGCAAGCUGCUGGAGAAAGAAGAAGCCGAGGUCGCCGUCGCCGAGAACGUGCGCAAGGAGCGCCUGAGGCGCGAGGCCCUGGAGCACGGCGAGGACCCGGAUGCCGCCACUGCCGCUGCGGAGGAAGAGGGCGAGGCCGACGCCAACGCCGACAAGGGCGACGUCAAUGGCAAUGGCGAGGCGGUGGCCGCGAAGGGCAAGGGCAAGGCGGACGCUGAGACGACGAAUGGCACUACGGGGGAGGCGGAGCAGGAGGAGCAGGAACAGAACAAGGACGCCGAUGUUGAUGCCGAUGUUGAUGCCGACGCGGAUGCGGAUGCCGACGCCGACGCAGAUGCAGAUGCAGACGCCGAUGCCGAUGGCGAGGCCGACACGCCCAUGCCGGAUGCGCUGCCCUCGACGGAGCGGGACGAGGCAGGGCCGAAUGGCGUGGAGCACGAUGAGGGUGGAGGAGCAGGCGGGGAGGCGGCAUCAUCCGCGGCGGGCCAGAAGCGCAGUGCGAGCGAGAUGAGCGGGACGAGUGGUGGGAGUAAGCGGAAUAGAAAGUAGGUACUUUGUAUGUAGUAUGGAUGUACGUGAGUUAGAGAGUG